This is a messenger RNA of Exophiala xenobiotica, 937 nucleotides long. RefSeq lists its product as uncharacterized. The record is from RefSeq and is a predicted model, not a curated record. Lineage: Eukaryota; Fungi; Ascomycota; Eurotiomycetes; Chaetothyriales; Herpotrichiellaceae. The transcript is spliced from 2 exons. Bases 241 to 864 code for a protein of 207 amino acids. Gene Ontology annotation, biological process: cellular response to oxidative stress.
CUAUGGAGUAGUAUCCUCGAGGGAUGCUAACCAGAAAGCCACUGGAGCUGCGCUUCAGGCGUCCACUCAUACAACGUAUGCGUCUCGUCUCGUCUCGAAUACUUAAAGCCAGCAAGACUCCUGUUGAAAAGCGCAAGAUCAACUCGUUCGGCAACAGCAUCAACCAGGCGGAAUCCAACUUGAUAUAUCAACAUUCGCAAUUCUCGACACGAGUAACUUAAAUCCCUUCAAAACACCACCAUGGCCUCAGUCGAUAAUCUCUUCGCCGCCAUCGAGAACCGCAUCUCUUGCUACUCGCUCACCAACAAGUCUCCCAUCCCUGAUUCUCGCAUCCACGAGAUCGUCAACUCAACAGUCAAACACGCCCCAUCCGCGUUCAAUGUCCAGUCCGCUCGCGCAGUUAUCCUGUUGAAGCAGGACCAUGAGAAGCUCUGGGGUAUCGGCGACGCCUGCCUUAAAAAGGCCAUGCCAGAACCAGCGUAUCUGGCUCUUGCGCCCAAAGUCCAGGGUUUCAAGGAAUCCUACGGAACGAUUCUGUUCUUCGAAGACCAGGCUGCUCUUGAUGGCUUGAAGAGCAAGAACCCUGGCAUUCAGCAUGUCAUUCCUGAGUGGUCUCAACAUUCCAACGGCAUGCAUCAGUUCAUCGUGUGGACGGCCCUGGAGCUUGAGGGCCUAGGUUGUAAUGCCCAGCAUUAUAACUUCAUGCCCGAUUUCGUGGAUCAGGUUAGGAAAACUUGGAGUCUGCCUGAGACUUGGGAGUUGCACUGCCAGCUUGUCUUUGGCCAGCCGAAGGUGGGAUUGACGAGGAGUCGCGAAAGGACGUACCUGCCGUUGGAGGACCGGGUGAAGAUGUUUGGCGCGUGAAGGGUAGGAGCGAAAAUUACCAAAUAGACUCUGACAGGCGUAGAAGACCAAAUCCAAGAUCUGUUUCAACUUG